This is a messenger RNA of Salarias fasciatus (jewelled blenny), 1776 nucleotides long. It is a transcript of the gene tmem54a, whose product is annotated as transmembrane protein 54a. The transcript has 6 exons. NCBI's taxonomy places the organism in Eukaryota, Metazoa, Chordata, Actinopteri, Blenniiformes, Blenniidae. Bases 161 to 904 code for a protein of 247 amino acids. The record is from RefSeq and is a predicted model, not a curated record.
UCGCAGGUGAGUGACAGGCAGCCUGGCUGUCUGUCCUCAGGUGAGCGGCAGCUGAGCAGCACGACGACCCGCGGAAAGACGAGAAGACAAAAAGCCCCGAAAAAUGACUGAAACGCUACUUUCCUGAUAUCGUGAGCUGAGGCGGGAUAAACAGUCCAACAUGCUGAAUUCAGGAGUGUGUUGCGCCAGCCUCAAGGACAGCAAGACCUUGAUGAAGAUGGGGCUGGGGCUCGUGCUGGUGGGACAUGUCAACUUUCUUCUCGGCGCGUUGGUGCACGGCGCCGUGCUCAGGCACAUCAACGUGCACGCUCAGGCUCGGACUAUGGUGUACGCCAUCGCUAAUGUCAUUGCCAUCGUGGCGGGCCUGCUGGGAAUUAUCAGUGGGAUAACGGCCAUUGUUCUGUCCAAAAACAAGAAAAACAAGAUCCUGAAGUGGAUGCUGCUUGUCUUCAGCCUCUUUGGGGGUCUCCUGGCUCUCGCCUCCACUCUCGGUUUGUCGGUUUCUGUAGUGAAAGCCAUUCUUCAUAAGGGACGAAGCCUGCUGACACACUGCAACGUCAUUCCUGACCCUGUUGUCGGCUCCUCCAGCAUCACAUAUGAAUGCCCCUUCGAUCCCACCCGUAUCUACGGGACUACGAUCAUUCUGUGGGUGCCGCUCAUCUUGAUGUCCGUCGUGGAAUUGGUGUUCUCCUUCCGCUGCUUUGCUGCCAGCGCUUCCUUCCUUUACCUCUGUCCCUGCAGGAGGAGGCCGAUCCGGGCCAAGAGGGUGCGUAUUCAGCGGCGGGUCGAAACGCCGACGUCUCCUCCACCUCAACACUCGGAUGUGGACGUGGAGUCGGAGCCUGCGGAGCAGGACGACCUGCUGCACGGCGGCGCUGCAGCGGAGCAGAGUCAGUGGCUCUGAAGAGCUAAACACUGCUGGAUUCAUCAGCAGGAUUAAAAUACUGUCUUCUGAAGUUGUGAUAUAUCAUUCAUCUGUUACUCAGUUAUACUUCAAGGAAAUCUUAUCUUCCUCAGUUAUUUUUUAAGAAACAUUACUGAUGUUUGUUUGAAAUGAUGUUUUUGUUUACAUGUAUCAUGACCUUUUUAAAAACUGGAUUGUGUCUGUUUUUCGUAAUUUCACUUCCACUAAUCUCAGUCAGAGCAUUUCACAGCUGCCUUCAGUGUUUUGUGAUUGAAGCCGAUCACUUUUCAGAAGAACACUUCAAGCUCUUUUCUUUGUUCGGUAACAUUUUUACUGAUUUUUGUCAAGAGUACAAAUAUAUACAACAAAUUAUUAAGACAUCUGUCUCACUUUUCAUCGGACUUUCAGGUCCAAAGUUCAGUGAAACACAAACUUAACAGCACAAAAACACAUACUGUGAGGCAGGAGCCCCUCACAUUUAGCAAUGAUAAAGAGCACGUACUAAAUAAUAACCAAAAACAUAAGAAUGGAAAUUGCUAAUGCAGUGCCAUGUAGUAGCUACUCAGGAGAAUGCAACCCUAUCACUGACCCUAGCAGGCGAGCCCAGCGACACAAAUAUAUUACAGAAACAGGAUCUACUGUACCAACAUGCUUUAACUACGUAUUUAAAGGCACGGGACAAAGGUGGGACAGAAAGACAUGAAAACUGUAGCCAAAAAUAUCUAUGAUUUAAAUAAAUUAAAUCCUCAGAUAUAUAAAAGCAGGUGUGUGUGCGUGCGUGUGUGUGUAUGUACUGUGCUAAGCCAUUUUUACAGAGUUGUUCAUGAGAAAAAGCAAAAAAAAAAAAAAAAAAAAAAGCAUAAAAACAAACU